Octopus sinensis (East Asian common octopus) is the source of this 1218-nucleotide messenger RNA. RefSeq names its product zinc finger protein 273-like. Gene Ontology annotation, molecular function: DNA-binding transcription factor activity, RNA polymerase II-specific; RNA polymerase II cis-regulatory region sequence-specific DNA binding. The coding region runs from base 763 to 1140 and encodes 125 amino acids. The record is from RefSeq and is a predicted model, not a curated record. The transcript has 3 exons. Lineage: Eukaryota; Metazoa; Mollusca; Cephalopoda; Octopoda; Octopodidae. Gene Ontology annotation, biological process: regulation of transcription by RNA polymerase II.
AGGAGAGUGAAAGUGAUAAGACAGGUAAAGGAUAUUACUGGAAGUCUCAUGCUGGAUCCCUCUACAGUCGGUGACCAUUAGGUGAUGGCCGUACCAGCACAGAACUUGUGAGUAACUGCGGAUAAACGACAAGAGGUCAUCCAGAAAAGAGAAUGCCUACAAAAAAUGCAGAGGCCAGGGCCAAAUGACCUCUCCAUUCCAGAACGCCAUCUAUGGGAGAAUUGAGGAAAUACAAUAAUAUAGAGGGAGAUAACUUUUACAACACUUGAAGCGACGUCCAAUUAAAUUAUUAAUUACGGUGCUUAAUUACUGAUCACUGACUCGUUUAUAUCUGAAUACGAAUAUCACUUCGUGUUGGCAUAAAAGAAAUUUCUUCAUUCAGAUGUACCUCUGGUAUUUUUAUUGACUUUUAUGGAUCAAAGGAAGACCAUAUUUUUAUAAGGCACGUUCAUCAAUACUUCAACCUCUUUAUAUGAAUAAAAUCUUCAUCAAGCGAUGGGAAAAUAUUUCUUCUGGACAAUGCAAUUAACAACAAUAUUUUUUUACCUUCACUGUCUGGAAUGUAGUGCAGAUAAUCAAUUUAUUGAUUAAUUAAGCGUUGAUAACUUUUCAAAUGAGUUAGCAGUUUACAUCUUGUGUUUUAGAUAUUCAGUAAAAUCACAGAUGAAAGAAUUGUUGCAUUAAAUUAUUCUCUGAAAAUAGUGACACAACUGAACACAACCAUAUUCAUGGAAAUGAAAAAACACUAUCAUUGUGAUAUGUAUGAAAAAUUAUUCUCUCGUAAUGAAUCAUUUUACUAAACGAAAAAACCCUGAAGUAAGAGAGCCAUAUCACUGUGAUAUCUGUGGUAAAUCAUUCACUGAAGAAAGAGUCUUAGCUAAACACAAGUGCAUUGAUACAGGAGAGAAACCACAUCACUGUGAUAUCUGUGGUAAUUCAUUCACUGAAGAAAGAGUCUUAGCUAAACACAAGUGCAUUGAUACAGGAGAGAAAUCACAUCACUGUGAUAUCUGUGGUAAUUCAUUCACUGAAGAAAGAGUCUUAGCUAAACACAAGUGCAUUGAUACAGGAGAGAAAUCACAUCACUGUGAUGUCUGUGGUAAAUCAUUCUCUCAAAGAGGUUCUUUGACUUUUGACUAAACACAAACGUACACAUACAGGAGAGAAGCCAUAUCAUUGUAAUAUCUGUGGUAAAUGUUUCUCUCGAAGUGAUACCUU